AUGAUUGGCGAGCGAAUAAAUAGCGUUGUAGUAAACGGUAGUUCGAGGCCCCAACUCAAAUCUCCAACAUAUAGUUUCAAAGUUGUUAGCGACGCGGUAUUGUUUAAGGAAGAACAGCUUAAGGGGCUCCACAGGGGCGUCUACUAUCCUGUCAACAUAGGGGAUAUUUUCGCGUCAAAUUACCAAGUAGUAGGCAAACUUAGUUUCGGUGUUACUCAUCAUAUCUACACAACCUUGAAAGUUUUCACGAGAGAGGGAGUGGACGAGGAUGAGUACAACAUGUAUAAUAUCUUAAGUAAGGGCAAUGCUUCGCAUCUAGGAUACAAUCACGUCGAAACAGCUCUCGACUUAUUUACCAUUUCCCGAAAAGUGUUCCUCGCACUCGAUUACCUUCACACAGAAACUAAGAUUAUACAUAUAGACAUAAAAGCCGAUAACAUCCUUAUAGAAAUCGAGGAUCAGGACAUCUUGAAAGCCUUUGUUGACGCCGAGAUGACAUCUCCCUCGCCUCGAAAAGUCGUAGACGGCAUGCUAGUCUACGUGACACGCCAGUCUGGAUUGCUGAAAGAGUAUGGUUGUGUUUUCCCUGGAGACUUCGGCUCUGCAGUCCGUGGCGAUAAACUUCAGAUCCAUGGCGCGCAAUCAGAUAUUUGGGACCUAUAUGAGGAUAAACACCUCUUUUAUGGCAUCGAUCUAACUGAGAAGCAAUACCUGACCAGAGCUCAUCUUGCGGAAUUAGUCGCGAUGCUCGGUCCGCCGCCGAUGGAUAUGUUAGAAAGAGGAACGCGGAGUAAAGAACUCUUCGAUUGUGAAGGCUUGACGUUAGAGACGUUAGAAGAGAAUCUCGAUGGAGAGAAGAAAGAAGAAUUCUUGCAGUUUAUGAGGUGCAUGUUGCAGUGGAAGCCUGAGGAUCGGUGGACUGCGAGGGAGUUGCUUGGGUAUCCUUGGUUGAGAGGGAACUUGUAAGUCAGUUUGAGCAAGUAUCGAAUGGCUC
Bipolaris sorokiniana ND90Pr is the source of this 994-nucleotide messenger RNA. RefSeq lists its product as uncharacterized. The transcript has 7 exons. Gene Ontology annotation, biological process: spliceosomal complex assembly; protein phosphorylation; regulation of mRNA processing. The coding region runs from base 1 to 966 and encodes 321 amino acids. NCBI's taxonomy places the organism in Eukaryota, Fungi, Ascomycota, Dothideomycetes, Pleosporales, Pleosporaceae. The record is from RefSeq and is a predicted model, not a curated record. Gene Ontology annotation, molecular function: protein kinase activity; ATP binding.